Molecule: messenger RNA, 1397 nt
Organism: Leptidea sinapis
Lineage: Eukaryota; Metazoa; Arthropoda; Insecta; Lepidoptera; Pieridae
Gene: Faa
Product: fumarylacetoacetase
Exons: 9
Coding region: 83-1351 (422 amino acids)
Biological process (GO): L-tyrosine catabolic process; L-phenylalanine catabolic process; homogentisate catabolic process
Molecular function (GO): fumarylacetoacetase activity
Source: RefSeq, a predicted model, not a curated record
UAUCAAUUUAAACAAGUUUGAAACACGUAACCAGAUAAGUACCAUUCUUGUGGUGACAAACAACAAAGACAGACGUAUCAAUAUGAAAUCUUUUAUAGAAUAUUCAUCCAGUUCCGAUUUCCCCAUAGAAAACUUGCCAUAUGGGGUCUUUACUUCACAUAAAAAUGAACAAAAGCACAUUGGUGUGGCGAUCGGCGAAUGGAUACUCGAUCUCAACAUUAUUUCACAUCUGUUUAGCGGCCCGCUGUUGAAAGACAAACAACAUGUUUUUAAGGAACAAACACUUAAUUCGUUCAUGGGGCUAACGAAGGAUCAUUGGACCGAAGCAAGGGUAACACUGCAACAAUUACUGGACGUGUCCAACCCGAUAUUGCAGAAUGAUGCUGCUCUACGGCAGAGAGCUUUUGUGAAGCAGACUGAAUCUCGUAUGCACGUUCCUGCAGACAUUGGCGACUACACAGACUUCUACUCCUCAAUACACCACGCCACCAACGUGGGUAUUAUGUUCAGGAGCAAGGAGAACGCGCUUAUGCCUAAUUGGAAGCACCUCCCAGUCGGCUACCACGGUCGUUGCAGUUCCAUAGUGAUAUCUGGUACGCCUAUAACGAGACCACAAGGGCAGACUCUACCCGUAGAAGGAGCAGAGCCUCAUUUUGGUCCCUGCAGAUUGAUGGACUUCGAACUAGAGAUGGCCUGCUUUGUGGGGGGUCCGCCAACAGCCCUGGGAGAGAGAGUCACUGCAAAACAAGCCAAUGAUCAUAUCUUUGGUUUUGUUCUAAUGAACGAUUGGAGUGCUCGAGACAUCCAGAAAUGGGAGUAUGUGCCUUUGGGUCCCUUCACAUCCAAAAAUCUGGGCACCACAAUCUCUCCUUGGAUUGUGACCGUGGAAGCUCUGCGUCCAUUCCUCAUAGACAACUUCCCUCAGGAACCUCAGCCAUUCCCCUACUUGAAGCAUGAUGAUAAAUUUAAUUUUGAUAUCAAGUUGGAGGUCGAUUUGAUAUCGGACAAGUCGCCGGUAGUAAGCACGAUUUGCCGGUCGAACUACCGAUUCCUGUACUGGACAGUGAAGCAGCAGUUGGCGCAGCAGACAGUGACAGGGUGCAACCUGCGGCCUGGUGACCUGUUGGGAUCUGGGACUAUCAGUGGCGAUACAUCAGAUUCUUACGGAAGCAUGUUGGAGUUAAGCUGGAAAGGCACAAAACCUCUCCGUUUGAAAAAUGGUGAAGAGAGAAAAUUUUUACAAGAUGGGGAUACUGUUGUACUCCGAGGUUAUUGUGUUGAUGAGUCUGGCCUUCGUAUUGGAUUCGGCAAAUGUGAAGGAAAGUUGUCGCCCGCUGUGCCCAUGGAAUAGUUUUACGAAAUACCUAACUGUGAAAUGUGAAUAAAGUUUUGUUAUA